AUGCACAGCAGCAUGCCAUUCACCAGCAAGCUUGGUGCAGCAGCUGCCGCUGCUGCUGCAGUCGCUACAGAGUCAUUAUCAGGAUCUCUAUGCGUUGCUGACGCUGCUUCUGCCCCACAAGUGGAUGCCGAUGAAGCCCCCGGAGUUGCUCUUGAUGCUGCAGCAGCAGCUGCAGCAGGAAGCUCAAGCAGCAAUCAAUCGCCAGGAGCAGUCUGUCGCCUCGCGCACCAGCAGCAGCUGCAGCAGGAAGCUCAAGCAGCAAUCAAUCGCCAGGAGCAGUCUGUCGCCUCGCGCACAUCUUGGGCCACGGCGGUGUAUGGGGUGGUUAGAGGUGCUGCUAGACAGCAUCAGCUGCUGCUGCUACAGCAGCAGCAGCAGCAGCAGCAGCAACAACAACAACAGCAGCAAAAGCAGCAGCAGCAAGAGGAGGCUAUGCUGCACCGCAGCGAUGAACUCGUGCUGCCUCUCUUCCGCGUUGCUUCUGAAGACUCGAUCUUUAGCAAGGCAGGUGGUGGUGGUGCUGCUAGUAGUGCUGCUGCUGCUGCUAAUGCUGCAGCAGCAGUAGGGAUGCCCCCUCGCCUUUCUGCUCGGCCUGCGUUGCGUGGUCCUGCUUCUGGUGUUUCUGCUGCUGCGGUGGCGCCGCCGUUGCCCCCGUCGAGAGCAGCAGCAGCAGCAGCAGAAGCCAGAGCAGCAACAGCAGCAGCAGCAGAAAGCAGAGCAGCAACUGCAGCGGCACCGGCAGUCGAUCAGCCGAAGCCCCAUCAAACAACAGCUGCUGCAGUCCAGCGCUCAUACCCCUCUGCAGCAACAACACCAGCACCAGCAGCAGAAGCAGCUGCUGCUGCAGUCGAUGCAACAGACAGAAACAAACUCGCUGCUUCUUCUUCUGCUAAGCAUCCCACGCACACUUCUUCUGAAGAAUUGCCUAUCAGAGGAACUUCUGCAGCGGGCGAUGCUGCUGAUGCACCUGCUGCUGCAGCUCCUGCUCAUGGUGCUGCAGCUGCUGCUGCUCCUCAUAGACCAGGAACGGACACGCCUGCAGAAGCAACAGCAGCAGCAGCACGACCGAUACCAACAGCUGCAGCAAAAUCCCCAGCAGCAGCUGCAGCAACGGCUGCAGCAGCACCAGCAGCAGCACAUAAAUCCACUGCCUCCCCACCAGCAGACACCCGAGCAGCGAAGUUGGGGGGGGUAUCGCAGCGGCAGGCUGCUGGAGGGCCAGCAGCAGCAACUGCAGGUGCAGCAGCAGUAGCAGCAAGGCCGGGUCAGCAGCAGCAACAACAGGAAGAACAACCGAUGAAACAACAGCCGCAGUUGCAGCAACUUCAACAGAGUUCCGCACAGCUGCCCCAGCAACAACAGCAGCAGCAGGAUCGCUGCCAAGGCCAGCAGCAACAGCAGCAGCAGCCUGCUCUUCCUGCGUUAUUUACGCGUCGCCCGUCGGGGUCUUCUCCUCUAAGAAUAUCAUGGGCAGAUCCAACCAGAGCUCAGGGAGCAGAUGCAAGGCAGCAACAGCAGCUUCAGGAGCAGCAGCAACAGCAGCAGCAGCACGAGCAGCAGGAACCUAACUCCCAACAACCGCAACAGCAGCAACAACAAAGGCAGCAGCAACAACAACAGGAGCAGGAACAACGAUUGCAGCAGCAAGAUCAGAAGGGGCUGCUCUCCUUCAGGGACAGCAUCGGUAGCAGGAGCACAGGCGGCAACGACAGCAUCGGCAGCACACCCUGCGUCCGCCUCAGCAGUAGCAGCAGCAGCAGGAGCAAUAGCAUCGACAACAAUGACAACAACAGCAUAAACAGCAACAGCACCAGUGGCAACAGCAGCAACAACAGCAGCAGCAGCAGCAGCAAUAGCAGAAGCAGCAGCAACAGCAUCAGCAUCAGCAGCAGCACGAAGAUGCCGCUACAUAUGCCUGAGACGUCUCCGCUGCCUUCUCAGCUUUCUUUAGGUUUGGAGCCGCGGGGCCUUCAGGUGUCUCGACGGAAGGUGUCUCGACGGAAGGUCUUGAGCCUCAACCACCGCCUACCCACAAAGCAGCAGCAGCAGCUGCAGCAGCGCACAGGAUGCGGCGCAUGCGCAGGCUGUACUAGCAGUAGCAGCAGCUGCAGCAGCAACAGCAGCAGCAGCAGCAGCAGCAUUGAUGAUAUAUCUGAGUUCCUCUCCAAACUGAAGGAGUUUCUGCCCAUCGACUUUUUGUUGCUGCCGCUGGCUGACCCCAAGGGAAGCGUGCUGCAGUGUUUAUCUGCUGCUGCAUCUGCUUCUACUGCUGCUGCUGAUGCUCCGGCGGCAUCAACAGCUGCACCAGAAGUGGUAGGAAAGCACGCAGCAGCAGCAGCAGCAGCAACAGCAACUGCAGCAGCAGCAGAGUCAGCAGCUGCUGCAGCAGCAGGACUAGAUAUGAGCUCAGAUCCGUGGCUGUGGGGAGGCAGCUGCUGCUUCUCCUCCUUCAUGCCGCUCGGGCAGAGCGAUUUGCACCUCCGCUGUGAUGACUGGAACAGGUCCGUACUGGGGUGUACAUCCACCUGGAUACACCCAGACUGCAGCAGCAGCCGCAGCAGCAGCAGCAGCACUUGGGACACGGCAGAGCGAUAUGAGAACAGCUGCUUACCGGAGAGGCUGCAGCGAAUUUAUAGCUUCCUUAAGAGGCGCCAGCUGCUGCAGAAGCAGCAGCAGCUGCAGCAGCAACUGCAACAGCAGCAGCAGGAAACCCAGCCGAAUACCAACGCAACAACGCAGCAACAGUCGCUGCAGCAGCUGCUGCAACAACUGCAGCAGCAGCUGCAGCAGCAACCAGUCCUCCCCCUAGCGACAGCCCGUGAGCGUGUGAAGCGGCUCUGUCGGGACAGCACCGCAGCAGCAGAGCGUUUGCUGCGGCGGCAGCAGCAGCAAGAGCAGCAGCAGCAGGAUGAGAAGGACGAGGAGGAGGAGUUGCUCCAGCUGGCAGCAGCAGCAGCAGCUUCUCCUUUCCUUAGCAGCAGCUUUCAUCAGCGCCACCUCAACGCUGAGAUUUCCUUUGCUGCUCACUUGAAUCUACAGGCAUACAGCAAACAGACAGGAGCAGCAGCGGCAGCAGCAGCAGCAAGGAGAGAUGCUCUUGCCCUCGGUGCGAAGACACCGGAGGCAGCAGUUGCUGCUGCAGUGCUGCUGGAGCUGCAACAGCACGAGGUGCUGCACGGGGCUCCUGACAGCAGCGAGAAGCAGCAGCAGGCUACGGAAUACGGUGAUGAUGAGCAGCAGCAGCAGCAGCAACCACAGGAGGAGCUGGAUCCAUGGAAGCAAUGGUGUUUUAUUCAGCAAGUAGUUGGGGUGUCUGCACACCUUGGCGUGGCGCUGCAGCUAACAGAAGACCUCCCAUCAGAGUGGGUGCUGCAGCGGUGGCUAGCGGAGCCGCUGCGGUGUAUACUCAUCCCGACGAGCAUCUUCCUCCAGCUGCAACAGCAGCAGCAGCAGCAGCAGCAGCGGGUGACAUUGCUGAGGCAGCAUCUCCUCUUUUUGCUGCGCUGCGCAGAACUCCGCACGCGGCUGGUCAUCGUCGACGACAGAGAGGAAGACACAGAUACAACAGCAGCAGCAGUGCAGCAGCAACAGCAGAAGGUGCAGCAGUAG
This is a messenger RNA of Eimeria mitis, 3609 nucleotides long. RefSeq lists its product as uncharacterized. The record is from RefSeq and is a predicted model, not a curated record. Gene Ontology annotation, biological process: regulation of transcription by RNA polymerase II. Lineage: Eukaryota; Apicomplexa; Conoidasida; Eucoccidiorida; Eimeriidae.